Molecule: messenger RNA, 2295 nt
Organism: Theobroma umbraticum
Lineage: Eukaryota; Viridiplantae; Streptophyta; Magnoliopsida; Malvales; Malvaceae
Source: RefSeq, a predicted model, not a curated record
AUGACAAAUAAGGAAGGCAUAGAUUCUAGUGCUGUACAGUCUCCAGGACCUAUGAGAUUCAGUAAAUAUAGAGCCUCGCAAGAUCCUUUAAAAGUGAAAAAAAAUUCAAGGCAGUCCAAAGUGAAGUUUCUUGCCGCAGAAGAAGUCGCGACGCUAACCUCUGGCACUCCAACAACAAAAUAUAUUGGACGGAUUAAUCUGCGUUGUAACAGGAGUCAAGCUCUAACUAAACCUGCCAAUUCCAAGUGUCUCCCCACAACAGAAAAUGCAAAUUCUUCCUCUCUUGCUCCACCAACAGAGUCAGUUCAUGUAGCAGAUAGUGAGGAGUUGCAUUUGACUUCUAAAAUUAAAAAAACCCAGAGUACAACUAAGAAAGGAGAUGGCCCUGGAAGUAAUUUAGCUCUUGCUGUCAAUGCUGCAUCAAGUUCCAACUUGGCUUUGUCUCGCAAAAAGGACUUUGGGGUUUCCUCAAAACAUAUAAAACAAAAGCAUACAAGUGAUGGUAGGUCAAAGCAGAAGGUGAAUUCAGGAUCCACUCAGGGAGAAGCAGCGAUACAAAUUGGAUGGGGUAAUCUGGGUUCUAAGAGGAGUCGAGCUCUGACAAAGUCUGCCCGUUCCAAGUGUCUCCAGACAACAGAAAAUGCAAAUUCUUCCUCUCCUGCUCCACCUGAACGGGCAGCUCAUGUAGCAGAUAGUGAGAAGUUUCCUUUGACUUCUAAAAUUAAAGACACCCAAAGUACAACUGAGGAAGGAGAUGGCCUUGGAAGUAAUUUAGCUCUUGCUGUCAAUGCUUCAUCAAGUUCCAACUUGGUUUUGCCUCAAAAAAAGAUUAGAGUUUGUAACUCUGACUUUGAGGUUUCCUCAAAAGAUAUAAAACAAAAGAAUACAAGUGAUAGUAGGUCUAAGCAGAAGGUGAAUUCGGGAUCCACUCAGGGAGAAGCAGCUAUUGUGCCAGGUAAAGAAACUGUGUGCCUGAAAGGUCGUUUUUCCUCCACUACUCUACUCAACAAACUAAACUCUGGCACUCAAAUAGCAAAACAGAUUAGACGGGGUAAUCUGGGUUCUAAGAGGAGUCAAGCUCUAACAAAGCCUGCUAGUUCCAAGUGUCUCCAGCCAACAGAAAAUGUAAAUUCGUCGUCUCCUGCUCCACCAAAACAGGCAGUUCACGUAAAAGGUAGUAAGAAGUUCCAUUUGACUUCUAAACUACAGUCUUUAAAAAAAACCCGGAGAGCAACUAAGAAAGGAGAUUGCCCUGGAAAUAAUUCAGCUCUUGCUGUGAAAGCUGCAUCUCGUUCGAAAUUGGUUUUGCCUCGAAAAAAAAAGAAAGUCAGUAACCCUGACUAUGGCAUUUCCCUAAAAGAUUUAGAACAAAUGCAUACAAGUGAUGGUUGGUCUAAGCAGGAAGCGAAUUCGGGAUCCACUCAAGCAAAAGGGAAAGAACCUGUGUUCCUAAAAGGUCCUUUUUCCUUGGGUACUCUUCUGGCCCUGCAGAAAUUCAAUGCAACAAAUGCGGGUGAAGACCUGGUACAUAAAUCUGGACCUUCAGAACCCAGUAGUCCUCCGUUGAUCCACUCUUCAGGCGCUGUUCUCAACAAUCUUGAGAGUCAAGAGAAAUUUUCACAAAAGAUUUUAUAUGAUCAACUUAACUUUGGUGCUGAUAUCAGGAGUUAUGAGAGUCAAGAAAAAUCUUCACCCAAAAUUGUAUUUGAUCAACUUAACUUGGACGUGGCUCUUAACAAUUCUAAGAGUUAUAAAAAAUCUUCACCAAAUAUUGUAUCUGAUCAGCUUAACUUUGGUAUUGAUUUUAGUAGUCCUGGGAGUCGAGAAAGAUCUUCACUAAAAAUUGUAUCUAAUUCUAGUGCUCCUACUUUGGAAAAAAUAUGGAAGGGUUUCUUUGAGAUCCUUGAUAUAGAUACGCUUCAGGGCAUCACCGAAGAAAUCAGAUUCUGUGAAGGUUUUUCUGCUCAUCCUGCAGCAACUGCGAACCCUAAAGCUUAUGAGUUCACAAAACAGAUCGCUGGUCUCAUGCAGUUCAAACUGUAUCCUCGCAGUGAUGUAUGGCAUGAGAUUUUCAAAACCGAUAUUGCUGAUCCCAAUAAUAUAGCUUUGUAUUUCUACCCCGCAGGCAUUAAGAGCUCCAAGAGGAAGUAUUCCACCCUUUUAAAGUACAUGGUGAAGAAUGAUACGGUGAUGAAGAGUCGCAUGGGAUCUGUGGAGUUGAUGGUUUUAACAUCUAAACUGUUGCCUAGUGAUUUUCAGAGUGAGAAACCUGUUCUUGCUGUUUUGCAUAUCUAA